AUGUAAAUAACUACGAAUUACGAUAGUGAGCCAUUCUCAUUAAUAAAUACUAAGAGAUAAAUAUUUAGUGGAGAUUAAGAUGUGAAGAUGAAGCAAUAUUUUCAGAGAAGCCGAUCAAUAGAAGAUAUUGAUUAGAUGAUUGAUGAUUAUGGUAAAAGUGCUAAGUAUUGUUUAAAUAAUAGUAAUAGACCUUCAUCUUCUAAUUUACGUAAGACAAAAAGCAAUUAUAAGCCUCCAACUAUAAAUAUUCAAAAUAUCAUAACAAAUAAAAGGGAAACUUUUAUUUUUGAGAAUCUGAAUUUGGAUUAGAAAGAGCCAGGGUAUGAGUUGAUAAAAAUUGAAUAGAUUUAGUCCAGUUUGGAAACAUGGAAGUUUGAAGAUCAUCAGAUUAGUUGCUAGAUUUUUAUAUUAACUGAAAACAAAAGCAGAAACUUUGAAGUUAAAAUUGAUGAAUCAUCAUAUAUUUAAAUACAUUGAUGAUAAAGCAAGUGAUUUUAAUGAAUUCAAAUCUGGGAAGACUAUAGAUGAUCAUUCCUUUAAAAAUAUAAUGUGUAGAAAUCUAAAGAAGAUGGAAGGAGCAUUUUCAAUCAUUAAGACUAUUAUAGAAUAUUUAUUCAAUAGAAUAGGAGUUAUAUAUCCAGAGAGUACAUUUAAAAUCAUAUGGGAUUCUAUAGUAGUAUGUUUUAUAGUAAUCAAUAUAUUCUUUAUACCAAUGUCAUUGAGUUUUGAAUUGGAUAAAUCAAGUACUUUAGUUUGGUUAUUCUUUGAAACUAUACCUAGUUACAUUUUCAUAGCUGAAAUACUACUUAAUUUUAAUACUGCAUAUUAUGGUCAUGGUGUAAUUCAUUCAACCAGAAAAGAAAUAUUUCAUCAUUAUGUUUCUGAAAAUUUUUGGUGGGAUUUAAUGAUAUCUAUACCUUAUGUAUUAUCUUAAUUGGAUAUACCUUAUAUACAAUUUGUAUUACUAUUAAGAAUUACUAGAGUUAAGUCUAUGGUUUAAAAUGUGGAAGAUAUGUUGAAUGCUAAAGAAUCUGUUUAGGCAGCAGUAGAAUUAUCUAAAUUAAUAUAUUUUAUUAUAUUUGUUGCACAUAUGUGUAGUUGUGCUUGGCAUUUAUUGGGUAAAAUAGAAGUUGAUGUUUAUGGAGAUAAUAAUUCAUGGUUGAUUCAUUAUGGUUAUUAUGAUGAACCUUGGCAUACUAGAUAUAUAGUAAGUAUCUAUUGGAGUGUAAUAACAACAUUAACAGUUGGUUAUGGUGAUAUUGUUCCUUAGACUUCUAUUGAAUAAUUAUUUGUAGUUAUUAUUGCUAUGAUAAUAUGUGGUGUAUUUGGUUAUUCUAUAUCAACUAUUGGAGAGAUUCUUAAGAAUUUGGAAGAAAAGAAGGGUCAAUUUAAAUAAUUGAUGAAAGAGGUUAAUUCUUAUAUUAAAGAAAAAGAAUUAAAUUUAUAAUUAUCUUUAAAAGUAAGAAAAUAUUUUGAAUUCUAUUAUCAAACAUAAUAAUCAUAAAAGCGAUCUUAUCAAACUUUACUUAAUAAUUUGAAUGAAUAAUUAAAAUAAGAAAUUAUGAUAGAUCUAUAUAAGAAGAUUCUCAUCUAAUCUAAAUUUAUUAAUGAUACAUUCAAUGAAACUUUGAUUAAUUAACUUUGUUAAAAAGUUUAAUAAGAAAAUUUUGGACCUGGAGAUGACAUUAUUGAUAUUAAGAAUAAAAGUGAAAAAAAACUAAUUUUUAUAAUAAAUGGAUAAGUUGAUAGUUUUAUUCAUAUACAAGGUUCUCAAAAAGAAACAUAACAUCUUAUUACUUAAGGCAAAUUCUCUCGUACUUAUAAGAAAGGAGAUAUUAUUGGUGAAUUUGAAUUUAUUACUAAUAAUGAUUAUUCUCUUUAAUAUAGGGCUGUCAAAUUUACAUAAGUUGCCUUUAUUAGUAGAUAAGAUUUACUAGAAAUCAUAAAUCAAGAUAAGGAUCAUCUAUAUAAAUUCCAAAAACUUAUUGAUUCUCUUACGUAUUCUUAAAAAUUAGGAAGAACUUGUGAAAUUUGCAAAUGGACUCAUUUAUAUUAGAAGUAAUUAUAGAAUUGUUUUAUUUUCUUUAAAUUUUAGUUGUCCAUUUACAUUCUAUUAGCCAAAUAUUUGGAAAGUAGUUCGACAAGCUUCUGCAUCUGUGAAUAUCAAAAGGUUCCCUUUCGAACGUAAGUCUCGUUAAAGAUACAAAGCAAUUUCAAACUCUUAGAUUACAAUAGCUACAAUUUUGGAUUUCAUGUUAAUCCAUAAUUUUAUAUAAGAAGAGUAUAUUUAUUACAUAAAUAUUAAGUCUCCUUUGUAGUAAAACACUAUAAAGAUUAGGUUUCAAUAAUAAUCAUAGGAUUAGUUAGAGAGAGAUUCAUGAGAUUAGUUCAGGCUCUUCUUCUAAUACUUCAAGUAGUAGUGAAUCAUCAUCUAAUAAUAAUACAUCUGUUAAAAAUAAAAGAACUUCUUUAUAGUCAUAAAAUGAAAAAAAUGAUAAAUUUGAACGUUUGAGAACUACAGUAAAUAUGAAAGAUAGUGCUCAUAAUAACUUACUAAAACCAAUCUUAUAAAAAAUGAAUUCUAUUGGUUAAUAACCACAUGAAGAUUAAGUUAAUUAAAAUUCAACUCCUAAUAUUAAAUUGUUUCCUUACUUUUAUAAGAAGAAAUCUUCCAUAUCUAAUAUUAAGGCAAUGUCAAAGGUAGAAAUACCUAAUGGAGCAAAUGAAAUUGAAACCAAUAAAGAUACAUUAAAAUUAUAUUAAAUUUAAAAGGGACCUGAAAAUUAUGAUGAAAUGGAUCUUAUGAUGUAAGAAGAUAAUGAUUUUUAUCCAGAAUUUAAUGUUUUCAAAGUUAUAGAGAUCUAUAAUAAAUUUAGAAUAAGAAAUUUAAGUUUUAGAAAAAAAAGAUAGUUUCAUGAAAAAUUAAAAUCAAUUAGAUUAUAAAAACAAUUUAAUCUAAAAAUACUAUCGCCUCGUUCAUCCUAACAAAUUAUUUGA
Paramecium pentaurelia is the source of this 2997-nucleotide messenger RNA. The record is from the annotation of a GenBank genome assembly. Lineage: Eukaryota; Ciliophora; Oligohymenophorea; Peniculida; Parameciidae.